Tripterygium wilfordii is the source of this 675-nucleotide messenger RNA. RefSeq lists its product as uncharacterized. The transcript has 8 exons. The record is from RefSeq and is a predicted model, not a curated record. Gene Ontology annotation, biological process: methylation. The coding region runs from base 1 to 468 and encodes 155 amino acids. Gene Ontology annotation, molecular function: S-adenosylmethionine-dependent methyltransferase activity; O-methyltransferase activity. NCBI's taxonomy places the organism in Eukaryota, Viridiplantae, Streptophyta, Magnoliopsida, Celastrales, Celastraceae.
AUGAAUAAUUAUAAAUUGAGAAGAGACGUCACGGUGAUCCCAGUUGAGAUUUGGAGCAGGUUGACUUGCGGAGUUAGGGGUUUAUCGGGGACGCGUGCGUGGUAUUCGGUUUCCGAUUCUCAGGUGAGAUGGAUAUUGGUGACGUUGGUCAGCGGUGGGACGCAUGAGCUAGUAGAUACGUCUUUUUAUUUCCGUUGUUGUAUAGAUACUCCGAUGGUUUUGAUUGAGAAGGCUGUUGACCUGUUGCAUCCGGGUGCUAUUGGUGGUGGCCUUGGUGUCACUUUGAGCCUAAUCACCUCCAAAUACCCUUCUAUUGUGGGUAUCAAUUUUGACCUGCCUCAUGUUGUACAACAUGUUCCAUCAUAUCCCGGAGGAGACAUGUUUGCAAGUGUUCCCAAAGAAGAUGCUAUUUUCAUGAACCUUACACAAAUUUUUUUUUGCUAUUUUCAUGAAGUGGAUACUGCAUGACUAGGGUGGUGAACACUGUUUGAAGUUAUUGAAGAACUGCUACAAUGCAAUUCCUGAUGAUGGAGGCAAUAUUUUCUUUAUAAUUAAGUUUCUCAAUGUGAGACUUAUUUUAUAUGGUCUAAAAUUUAUUAGUAUCUGAUAUCAUGAAUUAUGGUUUACAUAUGAAACGGAUUGGAACAAAUGAUUGUUUAUUAUAAAAUUUCAUUC